Penicillium verhagenii is the source of this 3645-nucleotide messenger RNA. RefSeq names its product condensin subunit YCS4. NCBI's taxonomy places the organism in Eukaryota, Fungi, Ascomycota, Eurotiomycetes, Eurotiales, Aspergillaceae. Gene Ontology annotation, biological process: mitotic cell cycle; meiotic chromosome condensation; mitotic chromosome condensation. Bases 1 to 3645 code for a protein of 1214 amino acids. The transcript has 5 exons. Gene Ontology annotation, cellular component: condensed chromosome, centromeric region; nucleus. Gene Ontology annotation, molecular function: histone binding. The record is from RefSeq and is a predicted model, not a curated record.
AUGGAGGACAGAAUGCAAUUCGAAAUCAAUGAAUCACUCAAGUACUACUUGAGUGAUCCAUCUUCCCUUCCAACCCCCGACGCAGACCCGGAGCUUCUCGAUGCCGAAUCUGACCCGGAUCAGUUGUCGCCGGCGCUAAUCGAUAAUGUCUUGAACCCGAUCGUGGAUGCAGUGGCAGAGAAUCCAGAGGCCCUAAUGAGACCUUCAAUUUUUGAUUCCCUACAAUACCUAUUAAAGUGCGCACCGGUCCCUUCCCAAUUACCCCAUGGAGGCUUUCGUCCAUCAGGAAUCGACUCUGAACUUGUGAACCGUUGCAGAUAUACCACUUUCGUCCCCGUGAAAUCCCUAAGCAAACUACUCGACCUUAUUGUAUCCGGAUUAUCCGUCGAAGCAGAUAUUAUCAAUGGCGACCUCGAAUCCGACGAGCAAGAUGUCAUCCAACAACACAAACAACUCCUGGAAAUGUACGGGUUCCUGCUCCAGUGGGCUCUAUCCGCGGUGGAAGUCAAGGCAGCAGAAAAGCCCGCAGAUCCUGCUCCCGCGCGACGAGGAGGCCCCAAAUCCAAGAAGUCCGCCAAGGAUGGCCACUGGGAUUGGACUGGUCAGAUCCAGAUCUCUAUGGAGACCAUGUGCAAGGUGAUGAAACUCAAGUUAGGCCGUAUUUUUUUGACAACUUCAGACCGCGACACGUUUAUUAAUUUGUUCACCCGCACCAUCUAUUUGAUAUUGGAGAGCGAACAGAGAGUCAAGAGCAUGGCUAUCCGAAUGCAUGCCUUCAAAGUGCUCUGCAUUGCAGUGAAGCACCAUGGUCAUGCAUUUGGCGCGCAAACCUCAAUCGUUCAAAGUUUGACAUACUUUGAGCAUCUAUCGGAGCCCAUGGCCGAAUUCCUCCACAUCCUUGCGGAGCAAUACGACUACCCUCAACUCUCGGAUGAGAUUUUAAAGGAGCUUGGAAAUAAAGAGUUCAAUUCAAACGACACCCGUGGGCCGAAGUCUGUCUCUGCAUUUAUCAUCAAGCUGUCCGACCUUGCCCCGAGGUUGAUCAUUAAGCAAAUGACUCUCUUAGCCAAGCAACUCGAUAGCGAGGCAUACACUUUGCGAUGUGCGGUCAUCGAAGUCUGCGGCAACCUUAUCUCUGAUCUAAGUCGACAAGAAGAACCCAGCGAAAACUACAAGACUCAGAUCAAUGCCUUUUUUGAUGUAUUGGAAGAAAGGUUCCUGGACAUCAAUCCUUACUGCCGUUGCAGAGCCAUUCAGGUCUUCAUGCGAAUCUGCGAUUUGGAGCAGAAAUUCCCCAAGAGACGACAACGUGCAGCUGAGCUGGCUGCUCGAAGCCUAGAAGACAAGAGUAGCAAUGUGCGAAGGAAUGCAAUCAAGCUGCUGUCUAAAUUGGUUGCUACGCAUCCAUUCGGUUUAAUGCACGGCGGCCAACUCUCGUAUAAGGAGUGGACGGAGCGCUUAGAUGGGGUGGACGCGGAGCUCAAUUCUCUGCGACCUCCGGAGACACCAGGCUUUGAUGCGGAUGCCACUCAAUGUGUUGAUCCUGAAUUAUUGGAUGAAGCAACUCAACUGCCGGAUGACUCGCCUUCCAAAGCUCCUCGGAUGACUGAGGAAGAGAAGGAAGUUGCCGUGCAAAAAGCGGCAGAGCAGGCGGCCACUUCAGAGUUGUUGACUCGGUUACAACUAACCAGGAAGUACUACAACGAAGCGUUGCGCUUCGUUGAAGUUCUUCAUUCGGGAUCCACUGUAGUCUCUCAGCUGCUCUCGUCUCGCAACAAGAGCGAGGUAAUCGAAGCCAUGGAUUUCUUCGUGGUUCUGGAUGCCUACAAGGUCGAGACGGCUCGCAGUGGAAUCCGUCGCAUGCUCCGGCUUAUCUGGACCAAGGGCAAUAGCGAUGAAGGUAAGGGUGUUCAGACCCAUUUGAUUGAUUGCUACAAGGGGCUUUUCUUUGAUGCACCGGACUCGUUCAGCCCUAAUGACGCUGCCAAUUACAUCGCACGCAACAUGAUCAGUUUGACCUUUGGAUCUACACCAGCUGAACUCACUUGUCUGGAGCAGUUGUUGAGCACCAUGAUGAAAGCGGGCCAUGUCUCAGAGACGGUAAUUGCCAAACUUUGGCAAGUAUACAGUGUUCAGAAAAAGGAGAUCUCGAAAACCCAGCGGCGUGGUUCAAUCAUCGUUCUUGGCAUGCUCGCGUUGGCCGACCAGGAGGUUGUUGUCAAGGAGAUUGAGGCUAUGCUGCGUAUCGGCCUCGGUGGCUUGGGACGAUCCGACCUUGUACUUGCCAAAUAUACCUGCAUUGCCUUACGGCGCAUGGUGCCUGGACGUCAAGCUAAAUCCAAGGACAUUGUUAUUCCCAAACUUGCCAACGACCAUUCGGUCCUGACCAAGCUUGCCGCCAUGCUCGAAAUUGUCUCUAACAGCAAAGAGUGGUAUGGCGUUGCGGAACAAGCCAUCAGCGCCAUCUACACUCUUUCAAAGCAUCCCGAUGUUCUUUGCUCUGACAUUCUCCGGAGAAAGACUCGGUUUGUGUUCCAGUCUCAUGCCCGACACCCUUCCUCUUCGCAAGCUUCUGUGAAUGAAGAGGAUCAACGACCUGGUACUGCAUCGACCGACGAAGAAGGAUCGAAAACAAAGCCUUCCUCUGCAGCUCUCUCGCAACUUCUGUAUGUCGUUGGCCAUAUUGCAAUCAAGCAGAUCGUACACCUGGAACUUUGCGAGCUUGAUUUCAAGCGCCGCAAGGCUGAACAAGAGAAGAACAAAACAGCGGAAGCGGCCGCUCAGCAGAGCACCGACAACGCCGAUGAAGAUGAACUCGACUUGAUCGGAGGUACAACCGAAGAUGAUUUCCAAGAUGCCAUGGCUCAUAUCCGUGAACGUGAACUCCUUUAUGGAGAAAACUCCCUUCUUGCAAAGUUCGGUCCAAUGGUGGCGGAAAUUUGUGCCAAUAACGACAAAUACCCAGACCGUGAUUUACAGGCAUCAGCGACCUUGUGUUUGGCCAAGCUGAUGUGCGUUUCGGCCGAAUAUUGCGAGAAGAACCUUCCACUCCUCAUCACAAUCAUGGAACGGUCAGAGGAUCCGAUCGUGCGCAGCAAUGCGGUUAUCGCACUAGGUGACAUGGCCGUCUGCUUCAACCAUCUCAUUGACGAGAACACGGACUUCCUUUACCGCCGUCUUAACGAUGAUGAGGCCUCUGUCAAGCGUACCUGCCUCAUGACCCUGACCUUCCUUAUCUUAGCUGGUCAAGUCAAGGUCAAAGGUCAACUUGGUGAGAUGGCCAAGUGCUUGGAAGACGAUGACAAGAAAAUUGCCGACCUGGCUCGCAUGUUCUUUACCGAGCUGGCUACGAAGGAUAAUGCUGUUUACAACCACUUUGUGGAUAUGUUCAGUUUGUUGAGUGCAGAGCGAAACCUGGAGGAGGUAUCUCUCAGGCGUAUUGUCAAGUUCCUCAUCGGAUUUGUGGAAAAGGAGAAACAUGCCCGUCAGCUGGCAGACAAGCUUGCCGCCCGACUACCCCGUUGUGAGACUGAGCGACAAUGGAAUGAUGUCGCCUACGCGUUGUCUUUGCUCCCACAUAAGAAUGAAGAAAUUGCUAAGACUGUGACUGCUGGCUUCACUAAGGUUGUCAGUGCUUCAGCUUAG